CUAUCUGAAUAGCAGGGCUAACGAAUGAAAGCCUUCCAUAUGAUACGUAGAUCUUUAAAGUGAAGCCAUGCCUGUCUGAAAGGAUUGCCAUUUUAUGUGUCUCGCCCAUAUGUGCCCAUACCUAUUGGAAAGAUUUUUGACUUUUUUUUGUGUGUACGUGUGUGACUGAGUGCGACAGGGUAUAUAUAUACCCGGACGUGUGUCAUAAACCAGAUACUCGAAUCACGCCCUGAGAGACGGCGGAGAGGUACACGGAUUUAUUAUAACUAACAUGACAUCGAAAGAGGACGACGAUGCGACUCCAGAGCGCGGGAACUGGACAGGGAAGCUGGACUUCAUAUUAUCCUGUAUUGGAUACGCCGUGGGUUUAGGAAACGUAUGGAGAUUUCCUUACCUAUGUUACAGGAAUGGAGGGGGAGCGUUCCUGGUGCCGUACGCCAUAAUGUUGUUCGUGGCUGGACUACCCCUAUUCUUUAUGGAACUAGGACUCGGACAAUUCUGCUCCCAGGGACCGGUUACCGCAUGGGCGAUCAGUCCUUUCUUCAUGGGUAUCGGCUGGGCCAUGAUAAUGAUCAGCGCUAUGGUGUGUACAUACUAUAACGUCAUCAUUACCUACGCUGUUUACUACAUGUUUGUAUCAUUCGUCAACCUUGACGACGAGUUACCAUGGCAAAAAUGUGGUAAAUCCUGGAACACUGAAAAAUGCCGAGACGAGCCCUACCCGAGCAUGGACAACAUGAACGAGACCAGCAAGGUUGACGCCAUGUUAGGUCUUAAAGAUCAGACGUGCGUGACUGGAUUGCUUGCAAACAUCAGUGCGAUCGCUAAUCAGACAUACAACGUCAUCGCAGACCUCAACUCGACUCUUCUCACUAAACACACCGAGAGCUGUGACAUCAAAUUCACUACGCCUAGUGCUGAGUUCUGGAAUCGUUAUGUACUGAGGUCAAACGAAGCCGACGGCCUAGAAGAUGUUGGCGGUAUUAGCCUGAAGCUCAUCCUCUGUCUCCUCCUCUGCUGGGUCUUCAUUUUCUUCUGUCUCAUGAAUGGUGUAAAGUCUUCAGGAAAGGUUGUGUACUUCACUGCCACUUUUCCAUACAUCAUUCUCGUCAUCCUUUUGAUCCGAGGUGUUACGCUACCAGGAUAUUGGAGAGGUAUCGAGUUCUAUAUCAUCCCAAAAUGGCAUCUUCUCAAAAACGCCAAGGUGUGGGGAGACGCAGCUACCCAGAUCUUCUACUCGCUAGGGCCAGCCUGGGGUGGUCUACUCACAAUGGCCAGUUACAAUAAGUUUAACAACAAUUGUAUGAGGGACGCCUUCAUUGUUUCCAUUGUCAACUGUGGAACUAGCGUUUUCGCCGGAUUCGCCAUUUUCUCGUUGCUUGGUUACAUGUCCUACGUCACCAAUGUUCCCGUUGACAAGGUGGCCGAUAGCGGUCCCGGAUUGGCGUUUGUAGCUUACCCUGAAGGUAUUGCCAAGCUACCGAGUCCUCCCAUCUGGGCAUUCCUCUUCUUCUUUAUGUUGUUCACCCUCGGGUGUGACUCACAGUUCGUUAUGAUGGAGACGGUACUCAGCGGCAUUUCUGACGUCUUUCCUAAACAACUCCGGAAGAGGAAAGUGCUGUUCACAUUUGUCGGUUGCAUGAUUGGCUUCUUACUUGGAAUACCUCAGACUACCAAGGGCGGGAUAUACCUACUCACCCUAGUGGACUGGUACUCUGGCAGUUAUAAUCUGAUGAUCGUCAGCUUCUGUGAGAUUGUCUGCAUAUGUUACGUUUACGGUAUCAACAACUUCCGCAGGGAUGUUGAGAUGAUGUUGGGGAAGACGAGUCCUAUCAUCUGGGGUUACUUCUACAUCACCUGGUUCUGUAUCACACCCAUCGCAAUUGCAUUUAUCGUACUCAUGAUGGCCAUCAACUAUAUGCCUGCCUAUCUUGGUGAUUACACCUUCCCGUCAUUCGCCGAAGCGCUCGGCUGGCUCAUGGCGUUAUCCCCUGUUCUGCUCAUCCUCAUCGGAUUUGUAGUCCAGUCAAUCAGAAAAGGCGGGGUUCGUAAUGCUCUGAAAAGCGAACCUCAUUGGGGCCCUGCUGCAGACGAGGACCGCACUGGGAUUUAUUCCCCUCUCAAUGGCAAUUUCUCGUCAAUCAAUGGAGAUUAUCCUACUAAAGUCGGAUACAAUAGCGGGAAGGACAACCUCACUCUUGGUACCGAAAACAUGGCUUACCAUGGGGAGAAACUGUAACUGUAAACAACUUGGAACCAUUAGCAACGGGAACAGUCAUCACCAUGGUAACAGAACCAUCAAGUUGCAAAUACGAAACUAUGGAUAUAUAAUAUAGUUUCAAAUACGAAACUAUGGAUACGUCAGAUAACUGGAAAAUUCCUCGUGCAAUAUUGGAAUUAAUUCAUUACUUCGAAUGGAAUCAAUAAUGAAGACGUAUUUUUUGUAUUGUAUAUAAAGGUAUGGUUGCCAAGGAGAUGAAGUUUAUACCAUACGAAUUCGAUCUAAAAGUGUGUAAAUAUUAAUGUGUUAAUCAGAUAGUGGUCCUUAAAGUCAUCAAAUCUGGUUCACGGACUACUGUGUUUAAGUUUUAUUUAAACAUCUUCAAAGUGUUACCAGAAUAUAGACAUUGAUGUACCUAUAUAAACAGCUGGAUGAACGCUCAGAACAGACAAUUUUAUCUAUCAUAGUGAUCCAUAUAGUAGCGUUCUUCAUUGUAUUAAAGCUCAAGUGAAAAUUCUCCCCGGUAAAUAUCUUCGACCUGGCAAGCGUUUGUUAUGUCUCAAAGAGGGAAGCUAAAAACAAGAAAGGGACUUUUUACCAGGAGUGCCGAUAAACACCAAAAUUAUAUUCUUCAGUUUUUGGAGCCAGAAUUUUAUGACGUAACCACGAGAAAUAACGCUGAAAAUCCAUAUUUUAAGCUUUUUUAUUUGUUUAAUUUAUAUCGCCUUUGUGUAAUGUACUUUGAAUUCAAAUCCAAUACAGUGAUUUUACAUCGAAAAUUAAAAUCAAGGUAGUUUACUGAUAACAAUUGUCGCGUAUUGAGAUAAUCCUCUUUGUUGUUUUGGUGACAGAUACACAUGUGUUCACUCCGUCAUAAACUCUCAAAAGAAUGCUAUGAAUACCUGGUAUGUAUAUUAAAAACGUCAAAAAAUAUGUUACAAGAAAAAUAAAACUAUUGUUUCGAUGAUGUCAAACAUAUGAUAUACACAAAUAUUACGGAUUAAGAUAUCAUAUUUCUUAAAAUAUCAAAAGGAGUUUACCCUCUGACGACAGAAAAUUGAUGUCAAUUUGUAGUUCAUAAAACCUCAAUAACUGUGAUAUAGCAAAUUAAUAAAUGAGAAUCAUCGUACAAACAAAAAUUCUUUUUUUCUUUCCAUUAAAAAUGUGAUUUAUUAUCAGUGUGACAUUACUUUCAGGGCAUACUUUAUUGCACAAUUUUGAGCAAAUGGGUUGAGAAAUAAAUGUAAAUGAUCAUUCUGAAGAAGAAGUACACAAAAAGCAGUUGUAUAAUCAUUUAUUAUGAGAAAACCUACAUCUGUCUGUUAUUCUAAGUACUGAUAAAUAUUAACAAGACGACAAUGCUAAAAUGAAUUAAAAUAGACACAGGAAUUAAAAUAAAAAGUAUGAUCUUUGACCUUUGUUUAUCCAUGUUAUGCAUGUAUGUUAACGAUAUGUGUAUUACACUGCUGUUUAUAGAGAAAAUAUCUUAUAUAUAAAUAUAUUUUCAUAUUUUACAUUUUUACCUUGAUUGUUUCAUCGUUUACACCUAUUGUCUCCCAUUACAAUAUGACAAAUGAUGGUUUAUAUUUAUUAUGUCGUUAGAACUAAUAUAGAAUCAAAACAGGGGAAUUUGAACGACCAGAUGUUUUCUCUACAGCAUAAUUUUAGUGUGUACUGGUAUGAUAUCACACGAAAACCAGUCAUAUAGUUGAAAUCUGCAACUUGGAUAAAAAGUCUACCACCACAUAAUAUUGAAUUGUUUGUUAUAACUUUGUCUCUGUCAAUGUCUAUCAUAACAGUUCCUCUCUAUGUGUCAACGUUAACCCUUUACCAAUAUUUAUCAUAUUGGACUUCAAAAGAUAAAUGAAUAGUAGAGUCCAAUAAAGUUUCUUAGGGUUGAAAGGUUGAAGAUUACAUACAAAAUGUACAAUAUUCCUCAACAUUGUCUGCUAUACCUUUAGGGAUACGUUUAUAAAUAUGAUUUAUAUAUAUGUUUCUAUUUCUGCUGUAUGAUGAAUACAAAAAGGAUAUUCUAUUUCAACAAAUGUUUAACAAAAUUUUGAAAGCCAGUCGUUUUGAAAAUAAGCAAGUAUCAUACUAUUAUCAAGCAGUUUCGUAAAAUUCUAAAAUCUAGCUGAACACGGAGAUCGAAUAAAAACAAAAGUUCGUGUUACAAUGAAAUUUGUUCCGUAUUUGUUUUUAUGUUUUAUUUUAAUUGUCAAAAUAUUGGUCACUGAUAUCAAAACUUCUUGGUUUUAAGUAAAUAUAUAUCUCGUUAAACAAAUGGAUCAGAAAUCAGGGUUUUGUUUUGUUUUUAAUUUGAACGAAGUCCUUUCCCAUGCAUUGUGAUAUUAUUUCAUUGAUGAUUGAUGAAAUGUACAGAUAUGUGAAAUAUAAAUCUAUUUUUAUAUUUUUAUUAUUUUUCCAGCAAACAGAAUAUUUUGUAUCAAUUAACGUACUAAUUAAGUUCAUUCUUAUUAAAUAUGCUCACUUCUCUCA
Molecule: messenger RNA, 4720 nt
Organism: Pecten maximus
Lineage: Eukaryota; Metazoa; Mollusca; Bivalvia; Pectinida; Pectinidae
Product: sodium-dependent proline transporter-like
Exons: 15
Coding region: 272-2239 (655 amino acids)
Biological process (GO): sodium ion transmembrane transport
Cellular component (GO): membrane
Source: RefSeq, a predicted model, not a curated record